AUGGUUCCUCUACGUAAAAUACUGCAUCGUGCGUGCUUCAUAAUUAGUAGGACAGUUUACAUGACAUGCUGCUGCGGCUGCUGUUCAGCCCUAAGACCUCGCUACAAGAGGCUGGUUGACAAUAUCUUCCCUGCCUCCCCUCAAGAUGGACUCGUCAAGUCCAACAUGGAGAAGCUCACAUUCUAUUCACUGUCCAGUCCGGAGAAACUGGACAGGAUCGGAGAAUACCUGUUCCAGAAGGCGUCGAGAGAUAUUUAUAGGAGGAGACAUGGUUUCGUGAUCAUAGCUAUGGAGGCCAUGGACCAGCUCCUCGUUGCGUGCCACUCGCAGACCCUUAACCUCUUCGUGGAGAGCUUUCUGAAAAUGGUCCAGAAAUUACUAGAGUCCACUGAUCCUCAACUCCAGAUCUUGGCUACGCAGAGCUUUGUGAGAUUUGCGAACAUCGAGGAAGACACUCCGUCGUACCACCGUCGCUACGAUUUCUUCGUGUCCAAGUUUUCUGCCAUGUGCCACAGCAACCACAUCGAUAAGUCUACCGGAGACAAGAUACGGCUCGCUGGCAUACAAGGGCUACAAGGUGUUAUAAGAAAAACUGUAUCAGAUGACUUGGUGGAAAACAUUUGGGAAGCACAACACAUGGACAAAAUUGUACCAUCUUUGCUGUAUAACAUGCAGAGCGCGGAGAAGUACGAGACGGUGUCGUGCAUGGACAGCGCGGUGGGAGCGGAGGCGCCGGCGCGGCUCGCCGAGGCCUGCCUGCGUGAGCUCGUGGGACGCGCCUCCUUCGGGCACAUCCGCAGCGUGCUGAGACCCGUGCUCACUCACUUCGACCGACACGAGCUAUGGAUUCCGAACGAAUUCGCCGUGCACACCUUCAAAAUCAUCAUGUUUUCUGUUCAGGCGCAGUACUCGUACAGCGUGGUGGAGGCGCUGAUGCAGCACCUGGACGGCGCGGGGCCGGGCGCGGGGGACGCGCGCGCACGCACGCGCCUGCGGGCCGCGCGCGCCACCGUGCUCAGCAACAUCGUCGCCAUCGCCGCCGGGGACAGCGUCGGACCUUCCGUAUUGGAGAUCAUCAACAAUCUUCUUACGAACUUGAGAGCUUCUGUUGCCAGAGAUUCAGAGAAAGAAUCAGAUGAGAAAUUAUACCAAGAAGCGCUAAUAAACGCGUUGGGAGAAUUCGCGGACCACCUCCCUGACUUCCAGAAGAUAGACAUAAUGAUGUUCAUCGUCAAUAAAGUGCCCUCCGCCCCUAGGGGCAAGGGGACUAGAGCUGACUCCAUGCUUCAAAGCAUUCUGCUCAAGAGUUUACUGAAGGUGGGCACGACGUACCGCACGGCGGAGCUGAGCAAGGCGUUCCCGGCCGCCUUCCUCGAGGCGCUGCUGCGCGUGGGCUCCGGCGCCGAGCCCGCCGCGCGCGCGCUGCUGCAGCGCAUCCUGCACACGCUGCUCGACCGCCGCGCCAACGCGCCGCGCCUCACGCGCCCCACCGCAUCCUGCACACGCUGCUCGACCGCCGCGCCAACGCGCCGCGCCUCACGCGCCCCACGUGAGUACCCGCCCCACCGCCCCACCGCCCCACCGCACCUCGCUCUGCAGCGCAUCCUGCACACGCUGCUCGACCGCCGCGCCAACGCGCCGCGCCUCACGCGCCCCACCGCAUCCUGCACACGCUGCUCGACCGCCGCGCCAACGCGCCGCGCCUCACGCGCCCCACGUGAGUACCCGCCCCACCGCCCACCGCCCCACCGCCCCACCGCACCUCGCUCUGCAGCGCAUCCUGCACACGCUGCUCGACCGCCGCGCCAACGCGCCGCGCCUCACGCGCCCCGCGUGAGUACCCGCCCCACCGCCCACCGCCCCACCGCACCUCGCUCUGCAGCGCAUCCUGCACACGCUGCUCGACCGCCGCGCCAACGCGCCGCGCCUCACGCGCCCCACGUGAGUACCCGCCCCACCGCCCACCGCCCCACCGCCCCACCGCACCUCGCUCUGCAGCGCAUCCUGCACACGCUGCUCGACCGCCGCGCCAACGCGCCGCGCCUCACGCGCCCCGCUCUGGAGUAUGCCGAACUUGGUUUGACAGUAGAGAAGUGUUCACGACAAGAUCUCAUCUUCAUCAGCAAACAUGGAUACGCGCUCUUCGGUUCUUUGUACGAUGGCUUGCAACUAGAGUCCAACACAAUGGAGAACAUAGAAGCGAUAUACACAACAGUGGCCCUCAUCUGCAUCGAGCUCGGCUCCGAGGAGACUGUCGGUGACAUGUUGCAACUUGUGCUUGCUAUCCAACAGUCGGGUAUAUCGAACCCGGUGCUGUCGGUGGCGCAGCAGUGCCAGCUGCAGGGCGUGGCCAUCUCGCUGGCGGUGCUCGUGCCCCACGUGUGCACCGUGCCCCGUCUCGCCGAGUACUUGAAUAAGAUAAUCGAAGCCCGUCGCGAAGAAGCCCCGCAUAUGCUGCCACCCCUGAUGGAGUCUUACGAUGACCUCACGUCCUCCAAGUUGCCUGCCAAGUUACCUUAUCUGAUGAUGGAUCAGAUGGCGCUGUGCGAGUGCGUGAAGGCGAGCGGCCUGGACACCGCGCGGCUCGCGGCGCCGUCGCCCUACAGCGCGGGCUCCGUGGCCGCGCCGCACCGCCACAGCUGGCUCGAGGCCGGAGCAGCGCAGGGUCGCGACAGUCUCGCCGACAUCACGGCCGGCCCGCCCACGGAGCUGGACAGCGCUAACAGCUCGCCCGGUGUCACGAGGCGUACUCAAUAUGACGACCUGGACGAAGAGUACAGGAAGUUCACUGAGAAGUACAAUCACAACCAUCGGCCUUCCAUGCAGAACUUUGGCGUUUAUCGCUGUGACAAUGAGUUUUGGCAUUGGGGCCGCGAAGACACGAGAAGUUUCAGUGUGAAUAAUAGUACGAGAAGAGACAGGCGCCAGCCUGGAGUACGCAAAACGAUAUAUUUCAAAGCUAGGAAUGUAAAGUAUCGUGUGGAAGGCAGUGAGGUCUUAGACGCGUGUUGUGCUGUGCAGGCGGCGUGCGGGUCGGAGAGCGCGCACCUGGAGGCGUGGCGGCGCGCGGCGGGCGGCCCCAGCGAGGCGGAGCGCCGCGACCUACAGCGGCGCCGCGCCACGCUCAACAGCGCCUUCCGCACCGCGCCCUUCGACCACCUCAAGCACAUCACCGCGCCCAAGUACGAGAUUCAAGACAAAUUGGAAGAAAUUUUCAACUCCAUAACUGAGGAACCCCUACUGCCCAUGUCGGGCUCCUGCUCCCCCGCUGGACAGAAAUCCUACCAACAGAACGUACCUCCGUACACAAAGUACUUCCCUGAACUGUUCCUGUACUAA
This is a messenger RNA of Arctia plantaginis, 3339 nucleotides long. NCBI's taxonomy places the organism in Eukaryota, Metazoa, Arthropoda, Insecta, Lepidoptera, Erebidae. The record is from the annotation of a GenBank genome assembly.